Camellia sinensis is the source of this 1088-nucleotide messenger RNA. Its product is annotated as heavy metal-associated isoprenylated plant protein 30. The record is from RefSeq and is a predicted model, not a curated record. Gene Ontology annotation, molecular function: metal ion binding. NCBI's taxonomy places the organism in Eukaryota, Viridiplantae, Streptophyta, Magnoliopsida, Ericales, Theaceae.
CAGAGUCAUGUCGGCUUAGCUUGACCCACAUUGCAAGCAUUAAUGUAAGGGUUUUAGAUACCAUUCCCUGUCGAAAGGGUUCUUCUAAAAUUAUUUGAAGGGGUACUGAUUACCCACGCCCCUAUCCCAACCAAGUCCAUUGAAUUUAAGCACAAGAAACUAAUUUGCCUUCCCGGAUAGUAUUAUAAACAACUUUUUCGUUGGUUCUCUAGAAUAUUUUUCAAUUUUAAAGAGGCUGAAACUUAAAGAAAGCUAUGCCUUCUAGGGAAUAUCUUCUAGGCCUGGGUUUGUCUUAUCUUCUUAUCUCUAUCUCUCUCUCUCUCUGAAGUCUUUAUAUAACCAACGAUCCAAUUGCCAAUGGCUAGCCAACCAGAGAGAGUAUUCUCCUCUUUGAUUUCAGCUAUCGCAUACUGUUUCGAUCAUCGUGGACACACCCACCACAAAAGCAUCAAACAUACCCACCACAACAUGCCCAAGGGUCGACCCCUUUCUUUGCAGACUGUGGAACUCAAAGUCAGAAUGUGCUGCACUGGCUGCGAGAGAGUUGUCAAGAACGCCAUCUACAAACUUAGAGGGGUAGAUUCAGUUGAAGUGAAUCUAGAGAUGGAGAAGGUGACAGCGAUAGGGUAUGUUGAUCGCAACAAAGUGCUGAAAGCAGUGAGGAGGGCUGGGAAGAGAGCCGAGUUUUGGCCAUACCCAAACCCACCUUUGUAUUUCACAUCUGCUAACUACUAUUUCAAAGACCUCACUAACGAUUACAAAGAGAGCUACAACUAUUGGAGGCACGGAUACAAUGUCGGGGACUUGCAUGGUACCAUUCCAGUUACUCACAGGGGAGAUGACAAAGUUAGCAAUAUGUUCAACGAUGACAAUGUCAAUGCUUGCUGCCUCAUGUAAUGUAUUGUAAUGUUCAACGACGAUAAUAUCAAUGCUUGCUGCCUCAUGUAAUGCAUUGUAAUGUAACCAUAUAUAUAUAUAUAUAUGUAUGUAUACACUAGCUCAAGUAUGCAACUAUAUAUAUAGAUAGAUCUUCUUAGACAUGUAAUUUAUACAAUUUCACUGCCAUGAAUUUCUUUUUUUUAAUUUUU